Sycon ciliatum is the source of this 1038-nucleotide messenger RNA. RefSeq names its product trafficking protein particle complex subunit 2-like. The coding region runs from base 290 to 739 and encodes 149 amino acids. Gene Ontology annotation, biological process: endoplasmic reticulum to Golgi vesicle-mediated transport. The transcript has a single exon. Gene Ontology annotation, cellular component: nucleus; TRAPP complex; cytoplasm. Lineage: Eukaryota; Metazoa; Porifera; Calcarea; Leucosolenida; Sycettidae. The record is from RefSeq and is a predicted model, not a curated record.
UUGUUUUUUGAAGUGUUUCUGUCCUGGAAUAGAAAGGCAGUUUCUUGUUCAAGUAAUAGUAGUGUUGCUGAGAUGGUGUUGGAACAAUUACCUACUCAUGCAUGUACCUGAGUCCACUAUAGUUAAAUUUGUUGUGCGUAGCAAUCAGAGUGUAAGAGGUAUCGUUUGUCCUCUGGGUACCUCUCAUUCUGUUUUGGAGGUAUUUACGACGAAUAACAUUACCGUUGCAUGAAUUUAUGUGAACAAUUUACUAUCAGCGGCGCUUGGAGACUCGUUUGAUUUACGAGGCAUGUCGGGGACAUAUUACUUUGCAAUUGUGUCCCCGAACGACACGCCGACGUUCGAGGCGGAGUUCAACAAAGAGCAGAGCAAAUUUGGCAGUGCUGAUAAACCUGACAUCAAAAAGGACGAGUAUUCUCACUUGCACCAAUUCAUAGCCCAUGCUGCUCUAGAUAUGCUUGAUGAUGUCAUGUGGACGACACCCAGCAUGUACCUGAAAUCAAUAGACAAGUUCAAUGAGUGGUCAGUGUCGGCCUUCAUCACUGCAUCAGGCAUGCGCUUCAUCAUGCUGCAUGAUCUAAAGACGAAUGAAGAAGGCAUCAGGAAUUUCUUCCAGGACGUGCACGAUAUCUAUAUCAAAGCCUCUAUGAACACGUUCUUUGACCGCAUGGAGCAAAUCAAGAUGCCAUCGUUUAAUCGCAAGGUCCAGCAGCUGGGCAAGAAGCACCUGGUGUCCUGAGCCACUGCUAUAGCCGUAGUUGUUGUUGUUACCUUCCUCCCUUCAGAUGGUGCUGGCCGCCAAUACAAUCAUGAAUACUCGCUAUACAAAGUACUCCUUAGAAUAUACAGAGACUGAACAUGCCAGUAGGUUUUUUUUUCGCUGCCAAUGUGGAUCAUAGCCUAUGCAGAUAAUAGAUACUUUGUUUCAAUAUUGGUUGUUGUUCUUUUUUAUUAUUAACUGAUCUCACAAGCCAUAUCCCAGCCACAGCCCAUUUUAGCCCAUUUUCAAAUAAAGCAAUGCUAGUGGUGUCCUCUUGA